Messenger RNA from Drosophila suzukii, 4838 nucleotides. It is a transcript of the gene orb, whose product is annotated as polyadenylation element binding protein orb. Gene Ontology annotation, molecular function: translation factor activity, RNA binding; mRNA regulatory element binding translation repressor activity; mRNA 3'-UTR binding. Gene Ontology annotation, biological process: negative regulation of cytoplasmic translation. The record is from RefSeq and is a predicted model, not a curated record. Gene Ontology annotation, cellular component: nucleus; cytoplasm; synapse. NCBI's taxonomy places the organism in Eukaryota, Metazoa, Arthropoda, Insecta, Diptera, Drosophilidae.
GAUGUCUAUUUAAGCAGCCGUUCCCGUUCAUUUCGACCAAAAAAUCCCGACAAAAUUAUAAAUAAAUAAGACAUAAAAUAUAGAAAAUAUCACGGGAUGAUAUUUAGUUUCUUCUAAUAAUUUGUUUUGCCCCGGCAAAGUUCGCACUCCACUCCACGCAAAAAUCGAAUUAGAGCGCCGCCAUUCAGCAUUCGAACGAUUUUCAACAAUCAAAAUAGUUAAUAGUUAAAUAGUAACAAAAAAAAUGCAUUCGUGAGUGGAGUUUUUGGCGAAACAGCAGUGGAAGGAGAAACGGAUAACGGCGAAGGGCGUGCAAGGCAGAAGUAACGGUUCCUGGCGGCGUGUGUGCGAGUGUGUGUAAAAAUGUGCUUGGCGGACGACAAAAGAAACGGGAUGCGAUUAUUGCGGGUUCGGAAUUAAAUUCACACGAAUUAAUGCGAGGCGCGUGUUUUUGCGACUUUGGACCUUCGAAAUUUGCAUCGUUGACGAGGCGGAAUAAUGAAUCGAUGACUAUUUGCUGCUGAUACGGCCACAUCUGCCAGCUGUCUUGGGUCUCCUGCGACCGCUCGCCCCCUCUCGCUCGCUCACUCGUCCCGUUAUCCUGUGGAGCCCCGAGCGGCGAGCAACAACAACAACACAAACCCAGACUCCAACCGGAAGGCCUGCGCAGGAGAGAGACAGAGAGAGUGAGAGAGAGAGAGACACUGCGCGAGAGGACUCUCCGCCGGCUGGGGAAGAGGAAGAGGAAAAGGGAAGGAGAGAGCGCAAGGACGAGAGGCGGAAGUGGUGACAUCUGUUUUGCCGCUUUGUCAGCGGAUGCUGCUCCUGCCGCUCCUGCCGAACACGAACGAACGCGCACGAGCACGAACGAACAGGGAGCACAACGUGAACAAGUGUGGAAAUUGGAAUUUUUAUUCAAAACAAUGCCCCUGCUGCAACAGUACGACACUCCUGAUUGCUCCGGUUCUGGUGGCAACAUGCGAGCUCUGAGCGGAGGCUCCACCUCGGAGCUGUUGCAGAAACACUCGAUCAGCUCCUACCUGGAUCACCAUCAGCAGCAGCAACAGCAGCAUCAGCUGCAACUGCAGCACCACCAACAGCAGCAACUGCAACACAAUCUGCUGGACAGAUGCAACGACGAUGGAUUGAUAUCCUUCAUUAACGAUCCAAUCACACUGAACGAUCUACUUGGCCUGUGCGGCGGAGGCAGCAGUUCCAAUGGAGUGGUCGGUAUUGGCCAGAGCCCCUCAACUUUGGUAGGAGGAGGAGGAAGUGGAAGCGGAGGAGCACCAGGAGUUGCAGCAAGCGGUGCUGCAACAACGGGAGUAGGAGGAGCCGGAUCUGGAGGAGCAAUACCACCUGGGCCAGGAGUCGGAUCGGGCCAGGGAGGAGGAGUCGUGGGACCAACCACCGCCACGGGCAACCCAUCCGCCAGCUUCGGUGGCAACGGCAGCGGCAGCGACGUCAAUAAUCUGCUGCUCGCCAGUGCGGCCGCAGCCGCUGCUGCUGCCGCUGCCGCCGGUGAUGGCGUCCAACUGUCCGCCAAUGCGGCGGUCUACGCUCCACUGACGCCCAGCUCGACCCAGUCGUCGGCCUCGCCGGGCACCAAGUCCAGUUUUGACUACUUCCAGUUUGAAAAUGUUGCACAAAGUAACCCACUUAAGGCUUUCCAAAGAACAAACAUCAGCUUCGAUUGCUCUGCACCCUUAUCGCCAAGUACGCCUACAUCUAUUUACAAUCGCUCCUUUCACAGUUCACCUUUAGUCAGCGAUAGCAGUAACUCCUCAAGCGGCAACGGCCUCUCCAUGGACUCGAUCAACAUGCUCUACCACCAGCAGCAGCAGCCCCAGCAGCAAGGAUACACUAACCUAGAGUCUUCCAUGGGCAGCGGUUUGGGACUCAGCCUUGCAAACGCUUCCACGCGCUCAAACUCACCAGAGAGCCAGAACAGCGGCCAGUCGAUGAACGAGCCGAACCUACUAGACAUGAUUAAUCUGCUGUCUGUGAAUAGCAACAAACUAGCCUCCAUGCAGCAGCAGCAGCAGCAACAUCACCACCAACAACAGCAACAGCAUCAGCAGCAACAGCAGCAGCAGCAACAUCAGCUGCAGCAGCAGUACGCCAACCUGAACAGGACCUAUGAGCAGCAGAUGGCCGCCAAUGGAGGUGGCCAACAGCACGGCUUCGAACACAACGGCGUGGGAGUGGCCAGCGGAAGCAACGACAACUGCCUCAGCCAGUACACCCUGGAAAACCUCGCCAGCGUGGACAUGGAGCUGGCCAAACUGCAAAAUCUGCAGCGCAUCAAUACGUUGAAGCUACUGCAGGCCCAAACGCAGCAGAUGCCUCUGAUCAAUCAGCUGUUGCAGAGCUAUGCCGGCAGCACGAUGAGCAGCGUCCCGGGAACCAAUCUCGGUAGCUUGAUGAGUACGGGCGGAGCGUCCAUCGUGUCGGAUAUGACGGGAAACGGUGGUGGCAACGGCACCACCAACGAUGGCCACCUGGAUCGCGUGGCAAAGUUCCAUAGGAGCUCAGCGGCCCUGUGCGAUGCCACCUGCACCUGGAGCGGUCAGCUGCCGCCACGUUCGCACCGUAUGCUCAACUAUUCUCCCAAGGUCUUCCUCGGCGGCAUUCCGUGGGACAUUAGUGAGCAGUCGCUCAUCCAGAUCUUCAAGCCAUUUGGAUCCAUCAAAGUGGAGUGGCCCGGCAAGGAGCAGCAGGCUGCGCAGCCCAAGGGCUAUGUUUACAUCAUCUUUGAAUCGGACAAGCAGGUUAAGGCCUUACUCUCGGCCUGUGUGGUCCAGGUGGAUGACUCGCAAAGUGGCAGUAACUACUUCUUCAAAAUCUCUUCACGCCGCAUCAAGUCCAAGGAUGUUGAGGUCAUUCCCUGGAUAAUUGCCGACUCUAAUUUUGUGCGCUCAAGCUCCCAGAAACUAGACCCCACGAAGACCGUUUUUGUGGGCGCCCUGCACGGCAAACUGACUGCUGAGGGCUUGGGAAAAAUCAUGGACGAUCUUUUCGACGGUGUCCUGUAUGCCGGCAUUGAUACGGACAAGUACAAGUACCCAAUCGGAUCGGGACGAGUGACCUUUAGCAACUUCCGCUCCUACAUGAAAGCUGUCUCUGCCGCCUUCAUCGAGAUAAGGACGACCAAGUUCACCAAGAAGGUGCAGGUGGAUCCGUACCUGGAAGACGCUUUAUGCUCUAUAUGCGGGGUGCAACACGGUCCCUACUAUUGUCGGGAAUUGUCAUGUUUCCGGUACUUCUGCCGCAGCUGCUGGCAAUGGCAGCACAGCUGCGAUAUCGUGAAGAACCACAAGCCCUUGACACGCAACUCCAAGUCGCAGAGCCUGGUUGGCAUCGGACCAUCCUCGUCGACUGUUUCGUUGGCCUCCUCUAGCCACAGCAUCAAUGGCGACAACAAGAUGGGGCACAGCCAGCCACAUCAGCAGCAGCAGAAACAUCAUCAUCAGCUCGACCAGCAGUCGCGGCAGCACAAUCUCAAUCUGAUGGGCAACGCGGGAGCUGCCAAUGCCGCUGCCGCCACAUCGAUGUACACAUUCCAACAGCAUCAGCAGCGACAGCUUCAGAAGCAGCAUUUGCAACAUCGUCAGCAGCAGCAUCAGGCGAUUUAGACUGCUACGGCUUUUAUCCGCACCGUUUUAACGGAUAUUUCCGCACUUUACACAGUGCGGAAUUUUGGACUUUUAGGCAAAGUAGAAGAAAUGGCGCAGACGUUUUCGCAGACAGUUUCUUGCAGCCGAGAUGGAGACCCAGGCUCAUCAUCGUCAUUAUCAUUGUAAACACAGUUUUAUUGAUGUGUAUAUUAGAUCGGUACGAUGUGAAGCUUACACGUUGAAUUUCCUUUAAGGUAAUUAGUGUUAGUCGACUCCCCCACACCGAACACCCUCGAAUCGAAACAAAAGACCCCCCAUUCAUACUAUUUUUUGAUAAUCAUGCUUACAUAUCAGCAUUUGGAGCUGGCAUUCGAAUGCUAAACGAUACAUGAAAUGAGCAAUUUCAUUUACUCAUUACCCCUCAUCAACAUACUACUCAAGUUACUUUUUGGCUAAGAAAGCAGUUAAUAAUUUCUAAUUUGUACAUGUCUAAUUUUAAGCGAACGAAACUGCGCGGCCAAUGGCGGUGAACUGGAUGAGUCUCGUCCAAUUUUCCGCGCAGAGAGGUUAGAAUAACCAUUUUUGUUAUGUUUUGCGCUAUUACUGAGAAAUUUUAUGUAGUUUCUUUUUACAUAGCCAAGCCCCCAGACCCGAGUUAUUAUGAUCAUUUGAUUUGGAUUGUCCGUUAAGCGUUUAUCAGGGAAUUUCAAUUUUUAGGAAAACAUUUUAAAAAUUGUAAAUUCGUUUAACUCACCAGUCCCCCCUUUUUGUUACUCAUUGAAUUGUUACACACCUGAGUUAUUAUUAUAUAUAUAUACUGUUUAGUUUUUUUUUGUUUUGGAUUAGCUCUAAGCAUUAUCCUUGUGAACAUUAACGCGAUGCCUGAUUGAUUGUUGAACUUUGUUUUAAGGAAUUAUCUUUCUUUGGCUUUUUUGGCUGUUCCAGUUUUAGAGCUCAUCGGCAAUAAGGAUAUAAUUUAUGUCUACUUAUUAUUUUUCAUGUAUUUUGAGAAAGGAUCUCUCCAGCGCUUAUCUAUCUAGAAUACACCAAUGUACGCAUAGAAAACUAAUACAUAUUGUACAUUACAAGGCUUUAUAUGAUUUUGUAAACCUACCAAGAAUAGGGAUAAUAACCCAAAACCAAAUUGAUCACUAAAAGAAGAAUAACGAACAUUCACACGUAUAUUCACCAACCAAACAAAUAUACAAAAUUGCUUUUGAA